UAUUAUUCGGUGCAAGCAACAGUCUCAUAUAUAUAUAUAUAAUAAAAAAAUAAAAAAUCUUGCGCAGUUAUCUUCAAAAGUUGAAAUAAGGAAACCCCCCAUUCAAUAAUGGAAGUAAAGUCCUGUAUUCAUCCUCUUCCCUGCACACCCUCCACCGGAAUCUUGGUAUCCGGCGGUCGUACCGAAGCUAAACUUGCUGCCAACACCAGAAAGAUUUGUUCUUUAACUUUGAAUUCCUGCAAUUAUGCCCCAUUUUCUUAUAAAGAUUACUUAUUUAACAGAAGAAACUCAACGGAAUUUUCUCGGAUGGCUAUUGGUUCGAAUGUAAGUGAAGAUACAGAUGACAUGUUUGAUGAUCUCCUAAAGAAGCAUGGGAAAGUGGUCUACAAAAGAAAUGACCAAAAAACUGCAAGUGAGGAGAUUGAUGAUGAUGCUGAAAGCCUAUCCUUUGCAAUGGCUGUAGCUAAAGUUGCAAGUGAUGUCAAGGCUGGAGAUAUAAAGGUUCUCUUUGUCAAGCCUCUAGUAUAUUGGACUCGGUUUUUCAUUAUUGCUACUGCAUUCUCUCGCCCACAGAUUGAUGCCAUUGGGACCAGAAUAAGAGAUAUGGCUGAGGAACAAUAUGGAAAAGUUGCUUCGGGAGAUUCAAAACCCAACUCGUGGACGCUACUGGACUUUGGUGAUGUUGUCGUUCAUAUAUUUCUUCCUCAGCAGCGUGAGUACUACAAUCUGGAAGAAUUCUAUGGCAAUGCAGCGUCCAUCGAACUGCCAUUUGAGAACCCACAAAAAUUGCGAGGAUCUAGCGGUUAUUGAAGUCCCCAUCAUUUUGGCCUCAUGGUGAUUGACAGAAACUGUAGCAAAUUAAGUCAGUUGCAGUGUUCUCCUGGCUGCCGACGGUGAGGUGAUCAACAUAUUUGAGGAAACUCUGUUGAUCCACCUACUGUACUAUUUUUUUUAUUAGGAAGAACAUAAUUCUUGUAGAAGAUAAAGCUCUGUACUUGAGUUUGCUCUGUAGAAAAUCUGGUAAAGAAACAAUUUACUUGCAUUCCUACUGAACUAAACGGAUAGCUCAGAGGACUCUUAUCUCACCCAACAAAAGAACGUACUUAUUA
Messenger RNA from Capsicum annuum, 1109 nucleotides. RefSeq names its product protein Iojap, chloroplastic. The transcript has 5 exons. Gene Ontology annotation, biological process: negative regulation of ribosome biogenesis; negative regulation of translation. Gene Ontology annotation, molecular function: ribosomal large subunit binding. Bases 109 to 810 code for a protein of 233 amino acids. Lineage: Eukaryota; Viridiplantae; Streptophyta; Magnoliopsida; Solanales; Solanaceae. The record is from RefSeq and is a predicted model, not a curated record.